CGCUCAAGUUGAAACCAUUUCAGGUCAGACACUACGAGAAGGUGAAAAUGGCCAAAUUUUACACCAUUUUGAUUGGUUUCUUCAUUUUGGUAUCUGCAUGGACGAGUGGCUCGACGGCGGAUGACCGUCUAUCUUUAGCGCAACUGCAGGAGCAAUUGCAGCAGCUGAAAACCAACUACGGAAUUUUGGAAGAAAAGGUUCUUAGACUAGAACUCGCCCAACUAGCCACUGGCGAUAGACAAACAAAUCAAGCGCAAACCAAGAACGCCAUCUUUAGAACUUGCAGCGAAGCUCGUACGGUCGAUCCGUCACUGGCAUCCGGAAUGUACUGGAUUGACCCUGAUGGAGAGGGAGUUGGGGACGACCCCAUAUACGUUUCCUGCGACAUGGCGACAGGGAAAACGUCCGUCUCACACGACAGCGAAUCGCCGAUAGACGUGGGCCAUUGCCCUGACCCUGGAUGUUAUUCAAGAGAAAUCAUCUACAGCGCAACUAUGAGACAAAUGACAACACUAGUUGAACUCUCUGACGAAUGCCACCAGUCGAUCAAAUACGACUGCAAUUACGCUCCAUUCGAGACAAAUGGUGUCACUUACAGUUGGUGGAAUGACAGAAAUGGAAAUCCGCAAUAUUUCUGGGCCGGAAGCGAUUCAAGCGUUCACACCUGUCAGUGCGGAAUAGACGGAAAUUGCGUCGAUUCUAUUGUCAAAUGCAACUGUGAUGCAACUGUUCCACUAUUGUUAAGCGAUAGCGGUGUUAUAACGGAAAAGACGUUGCUGCCAAUCACGAAAUUAAACUUUGGUCGGACCCAACUCUCAUCUUCGUCCGGCGCUCACACCCUCGGCCGAUUCGAAUGUAGCGGCGGCACAACCGUCACGGGAAUGCCAACUUCAUGCGAAGAUUUAUGGAGAAGUGGACAUCGUCUGAGCGGAUUGUACUUCGUCAUGGAAGGGAAACUAGUCAAAAAUGUUUACUGCGAUUUCGCCAAAUUGCCGGGUGAAGCAGGUUUCCAGAGCUUGAUUGGAUAUGCCGAAGUUAAACCGAAACCCACUUACUUCGAUAUCCCAACAUCCUGUGCUAAUUUGAAGGGAACUGGUCACACUUCAAGCGGAUUGUAUUUAGUCAAAGAAGGUGAACUAGUCAAAAAUGUUUACUGCAAUUUCACCAAAUUGCCGGAGGAAGCAGGUUUCCAGAGCUUGAUUGGAUACGCAGAAGUAAAACCAAAACCCACGUAUUUUGGUAUUCCAACUUCCUGCGCUAAUUUGAAGGGAACGGGUCACACCUCAAGCGGACUGUACUCCGUCAUGGGAUCCACAAUGGUUGAGACGGUUUUCUGCGAUUUUACGAAAACUACGGGCGAUCCAGCGUUCCAGACAUGGAUUGGAUUCGAUGGCGUCCAGUCAACCUCCGUCUAUUUCUACGUCCAGAGAAACGGCGAUUUUCGUUCGACAAACAAUCCGAUAACGUUCGAUGUCGUACGGACCAACACGGGAGGGGCAAUGAACGCAGGAAACGGCAAAUUUACGGCGCCUGUCACUGGGACCUACUUCUUCUCUUUCUCCGGUAUUGCCUACAUGAUCGGAACGACAAGUGACGGAGAUUUUCAAGCAUCUUUAAGGAGGAACGGCGAACAAAUUGGGCGAGUCGAAACGAAAAUGACUCAAGGUUUGAGUACCGACGGCUACUCUCUCCAAUCAACGCUACAUCUCCAGUCUGGCGAACAAAUUUGGAUGCAGUCCGAUAGAGAGUCCAACAUGUACCUACACGAUGACGGAAACCACUACACCCACUUUACCGGCUGGCUGCUGCAGGAAGAUGUCGCUCAAUCGUUUAAAAACAGGCUACUGUUAUAGUCAUUGCACUUGUGCGUCUCAUCAAAAAAAUUAGACAGGCAUUAAAAAUCUGUAGAAAGGGGAGCGGGAGCUAGUUGGUCUAAUUCUAAAUACAUAUAACCCAAAUGAUA
Messenger RNA from Daphnia pulex (common water flea), 1963 nucleotides. Its product is annotated as contactin-associated protein-like 3. The coding region runs from base 48 to 1853 and encodes 601 amino acids. The transcript is spliced from 8 exons. NCBI's taxonomy places the organism in Eukaryota, Metazoa, Arthropoda, Branchiopoda, Diplostraca, Daphniidae. The record is from RefSeq and is a predicted model, not a curated record. Gene Ontology annotation, molecular function: protein binding; extracellular matrix structural constituent.